Molecule: messenger RNA, 3819 nt
Organism: Cololabis saira (Pacific saury)
Lineage: Eukaryota; Metazoa; Chordata; Actinopteri; Beloniformes; Belonidae
Gene: nrde2
Product: NRDE-2, necessary for RNA interference, domain containing
Exons: 19
Coding region: 13-3618 (1201 amino acids)
Biological process (GO): negative regulation of RNA catabolic process; regulatory ncRNA-mediated post-transcriptional gene silencing; RNA processing
Cellular component (GO): catalytic step 2 spliceosome
Molecular function (GO): protein binding
Source: RefSeq, a predicted model, not a curated record
ACAAGCGACAUCAUGGCGCUGUUUCCAGCUUUUUCUGAGGCAAAAACUGACAACGAUCAAGAUUCGCCUAAAGAAUUAGAUUGGCUGAACAACAAGAGUUUUCAGACUAGGAAUGCACUUUCUCUUCAAAGUCAUUUUUUAGAGAAGACCAAGGAUGAGAGGGAAACAUGGGUUGGCAGUGACGCCAGCUCUGCUGAGAAGGAACAGAAGAGAGAUGGAGAUGCUGUACCCAGGAAGAAGAAAAAGAAGGAUGAAAAGAAGAGGAAGAAGAAGAAAAAACACAAAAAGAAGAGUGGGAGGUAUAGUAGCAGUGGAUCAGACUCUGAAACCAUCUACCCCAGUGAUCUCAAAAGGGAACAAGAGGAUAGGCAUCAGCCUGCACCAUUAGCAACUUGCUUCUCCUGGUUAGACGACCUCAAGCUUCCCACAGAGCAACCAUUCUGUGUGGACCGUAAAGCGGAUUCGGCUAACUGGAAUUACAAGUCCCUCUACAGAGGAGACAUAGCCAGGUAUAAGAGGAAAGGCAGCUCCUCCUUGGGUCUAGACUCUCGUAAGCAGGAAAUCAGCUGGGAGGAUUCAGAGACAAAAAAGAAACAUAAAAAAGGGGACAACAAAAACGCAGCAGACAGAUACUUUUCUACGGCCAGUCGACAUCUGCUGAAGUCUGAACCCGCUGUUCCUGUACUCUCCGUGACUCCGGAUGGUAGCCAGGCCAUCACCUCAUUCCUUCCCCUGGGCAAUGCUGAGGGGGAAAACAGAAGACCAGAGACAGGAGCUGGAGUCCAGUCGUUUUCAGUGAAUCCCCUUGGUGUGUACGACUCGUCCACGACCCUCUGGCUGCAGGGGAAAGGCCAGCCGGGUGAACAGAAGCAGGACACACAGAUGGAGGAGAGUGAUACCCGUGUGGUUGGGAGGACUGAAGAGUUUAACAGGCGCCUCAGGGAGAAACCUGGAGAUACACAGCUGUGGAUACAGUUCAUACAGUACCAGGACGAGCUGAGUGCAGCAGCGUUUGGAGGCCAGGAUGAGCAGCAGGGCGGUGACUCAGCAGAGCACCGUAAGUCGUCUUACAGAGCGGUCCUGGAGAAAAAGCUCAGCAUUGUAGAGCGAGCUGUGGCCACCAACCCCACCUGCAUCGCUCUGCAGCUCGAGAGGCUCAGGAUCUGUCAGGAACUCUGGGAGCCGUCAGCGUUGGCUAAAGAAUGGAAGAAACUGGUGUUCCUCCACCCAAAUAGCGCUCCUUUGUGGAGAAAGUAUCUGCUCUUUAUCCAGAGCUACUUCAGCAACUUCACUGUAUCAAAAGUCCACUCUGCUUAUGGGAAGUGUCUGAGCACGCUCAGUGCUGUGCGAGACGGCAGCAUGGUCUCUCACCCAGCUCUGCCAGGAACUGAGGAGGACUUGUUGGAUAUCUUCAUCCUGCAGUGUCACUUCCUGCGCCAGUCUGGUCACUCGGAGAAAGCCAUUUCUCUGUUUCAGGCCAUGAACGACUUUACCUUCUUCAAACCUGACAAUGUGAAAAAACUGUCUACUAAGCAGCAGGCUGAGUUCUUUGAGCCGUUCUGGGACAGCGGGGAGGCGAGAGUUGGGGAGCUCGGGGCCAGAGGCUGGAAAGCCUGGAUGCACCAACAAGAGCGAGGAGGCUGGCUCCAACCGUCCGCAGAGGAAGAUGAGGAGGAGGAAGUGGAUGAAGAGGAGGUGAAGGACAGGAGCGAAGCCAGAUGGAAAGUCUGGCUGGAUGUGGAGGCGACUCGUGAAGCAGCUCACUGGUUACCGUGGAGACCUGACACAGCAAAGGGCCAGACAGAGGAGGACUGUGAGGACCCUGACAGACAGGUGUUAUUUGACGACAUUGGUCCUUCCCUAAUUUGUUUGUCGACACCAGUACUACAGCUCCGAUUUCUUCUACACUUCUUGUCCUUCCUGGGUCUGCCUGUAAACUCUGUGCUAUCUGCUGCCUCCUCUCAGUCUGGGCUGCUUGUGGAGAGUCUUUCUCUGCUCACACAGGGUAAUGACAUCCAGCAUCCUCUGACCUCCUAUAAUCUAGCUGACCCUGGGGUUAAUUCUGUAGGUCACAUGACCACACUGCAGGGAACGAGGAAGUGUGUGGGACUCGGGAAGCAGGGUGAGAAGUUCCUCACCAACGUGCUUAGUAUGAUCCAGCCUGUUCUUCCUCCUCCCCACCGAGCUCUUCUGUCACUCAGCUGGAUCCAUUAUGAGAAACUCAAGGUCUCAAACUGCUUGCGGAUCGGCAAUAAGAAGCGUCUUCGCACUCAGGGCAAGCGCAGCAAGCAAGUUGCCAAGCGACUGCUCAAAGAACCAGACAACCGCUCAUCGCUGGUGAUGUGGCAGGAGUACGCCCACCUGGAGUGGAUGCUGGGUAAUCUGGAUGAAGCUCGCAAAGUGUUCUCCACAGCCACGGCAACAGAGGGAACCAGAGGGCUGAGCAGCCCCACCCUGUGUGAUCUGUGCCUGCUGUGGUCCCAGCUGGAGGUGGAAGACACAGCUAAAGAGAGAGCAGGACAACUCGACGUGACCACGUCGCCAGUUGUUUGUAUACUGACCAGACUCGCAGAGGGAACCUCCUCAUCUUCUCCUUCAUCCCCUCAGUCCCUCUCGCCCGUUUCCAUUUUGAAAGCCAGGAAAUCGUACGAACUGGCUCUGACUACCAGCUUGUCAGCCCUGGACCAAAACAUCAGGAACCCCAAACCUGACAGAAAAGCAGACCAGGAAGACCUGCUAGAAGAGAAGCUGAGAUUGAGCGGUCUGGUCGGCUGCUACGCUCUGUUCCAGUAUCUCACGGUGAGCAUCCAAGCAGCCGCCGCCGUCUACAGCCUGGCCAGGGAGAGGAUGGAGGAGCUGCACCGCACACUCACACCCGAGAAGGACUUCAGCGGUAAUAAUAAGGCCGAAUCUGCUUCCAUCGAAGCCAGCCGCUGUGCAGCUGAUCCCACUCCCAGAAACAGACGUUUAAUGAGCCAGUUAGCUUCUGAGUGCGAGGUCUUGGCCGUGCAACAGGCGGCACUGCUGAGAUACCACAGCAGCACCAGCGUGUUUCCUCUGGCAGCGCUGAGACAAACGCUCACCUCGGCCCUCGCUGCCUGGCCCUGCAACGCCCUUCUGUGGACCGUAUACGUGCAGGUGGAGAACCGUUACCACAGUGCUGGCCGGGCACGGCGGUUUUUUCACUCUGUAACCAGAGACCUCCACAGUUUGGUACCACGCCUGUUUGCUAUUGUUGCUGAACAACAAAGGAAGCAGCUGGUGGAUGAUACGCAAAGGUCUUGUUGCUAUGACGAAGCCCUGCCCAUACUGCCAGAGAACGGCCUCAGCAACCGAAUCCGUGGUCUGUUUGAAACCGCCAUAGCAACAGAGAUGGGUGCUUACUGUCCUUUAUUGUGGAGGAUGUACGUCCACUUCCUGGUAUCAGAAGGUAAAGUGGAUAAAGCCAGAGGGAUCUUCUAUAAGGCCUUGCAGAAUAUUCCCUGGGUGAAGGGUCUGUACAUGGAUGCAGUGCAGCUGUUCCCCGAGCAUCUGCAGGAGUUUGUAGAUCUGAUGACAGAGAAAGAACUCCGACUGAGACUGCCUUUAGAAGAGCUGGAUAUACUACUGGAAGACUGAACACAUGCACCUCAUUAAAGGGCUUUAUUUUGCUAUACUUGCUAUAAGCCAUGCCACACGCUGGCUCACUUGAUUGCAAGAACAUUACACUUCUACAAACAAAACUGCAGUAAGCUACAGAUAAGUCAAGAUAGAUAUUUUGUACAUAAAGUGCUCAAAUUCUUUAGAAAAUGUAUUUUAGCACCUGAUUUUAUCAAUAAA